AGAAUAAGGAUAAAGUUUCAUAGUGUUGCCCUGGUUGUCUCCAGUCUCUGACAGAAAGAAAUCUGUUGUCUCUGGAUAUACCUAUUAUUAUUCUGGACAUUUCCCAUGGAUGGAAUCUACUUAUACAAUUCUUAUUUAGGUUUUUUUCAUGUGACAGUUUUUUGGUUUUUUUGACCCAGGAUUUCUCUGUGUAGCCUUGGUUGUCCUGGAAUUCUCUCUGUAGACCAGGCUGACCUCAAACUCACAGAGAUCUACAUGACUCCCUGGAGUGCUGGAACUGGCCUGGGUAACCACCAUGUACCAGUUUUUUAAGAGUUUAUCCCAGUGGAGCCUAUCCUGGUACUCCAGAGGCAGAGGUAGGCAGAUCUUCUGAGUUUGGGGCCAGCCUAGUCUCUAUAGUAAGUUUCAGGACAGCCAGGCCUGUGAAAAAAAAACUGUCAAAAAAAUUUUUUUUUUUUUUACUGCAUUUUAUGGUGGCAUCCAAUUCCUCAAAGGUAUGUCUAUGCUAUGAUUUGUUGACCUCUUCAGUAGUUCAACAUUUGGGGUCUUCUCACCUUUGGACCACUGUGAAAUAGUAUUAUGAAGCUGGACAUAUGCCUGUAACCCCAACUCUGGGGAGGUGGAGACGGAAAGAUGAGAAAUUGGCUUCUUCACUGCGAGUUUGAGGCCAUCCCGAGUUACAACAGAUCUCAUUGAGGGCUUGCCAUCGUGUACAUUUUUAAUAAAAUCGACCUUUGGACGGAAAUUGUGCAGUGGGAGUGAACGAAAUGCCUCAUUCUAAAGAGACCAAAAGCCAAGAUUCAUCUUUUGACUUCGCUCUGUAGACUCCUGGGUCAUGAUGCGUUAGAGCCUUGUUUAUUAACUGUUAACUAAGGGAUAAAUCCGCCUCCCUCUCAACAAACGCUGCAGAUAUCAUAAGCCCCGCCCCCUCCCUCCUGAUUCGCGGUUUCCGUGCUCGUCCCACCUCCCCGGCGUCUAGAUUGGCAGUUCAGCCGCCCUCGCAGUUAGCGCGCUAGGAGAGAAGCAGCCACGCCCGCAACGCGAGCUGAGCAACGCCGAAGACAAUGGCAGGCUCGGCGUUGGCAGUUCGGGCUCGGUUCGGUGUCUGGGGUAUGAAGGUCCUGCAAACCCGAGGCUUCGUCUCGGACUCGUCGGAUAGCAUGGAUACGGGCGCUGGCUCCAUCCGAGAAGCUGGUGGAGCCUUCGGAAAACGAGAAAAGGCUGAAGAGGAUCGGUACUUCCGAGAGAAGACUAAAGAACAGCUGGCUGCCCUGAGGAAACACCAUGAAGAUGAGAUUGACCACCAUUCGAAGGAGAUAGAGCGUCUGCAGAAGCAAAUUGAACGCCAUAAGAAGAAGAUCCAACAACUAAAGAAUAAUCAUUGAAUGCGCGCAGUCGGUCCCUCACAGAGUGGCCCGUAUCACUCCCCACGUCUGUAGACACAUGGCUUUGAAUGAUUACUAUUUGGUCUGUGUGCUACUAACAGAUAAUAAACGAUCACCAGGAAA
Mus musculus (house mouse) is the source of this 1508-nucleotide messenger RNA. It is a transcript of the gene Atp5if1, whose product is annotated as ATP synthase inhibitory factor subunit 1. The transcript is spliced from 4 exons. The coding region runs from base 1065 to 1385 and encodes 106 amino acids. Gene Ontology annotation, molecular function: ATPase inhibitor activity. Gene Ontology annotation, cellular component: mitochondrion. The record is from RefSeq and is marked validated. NCBI's taxonomy places the organism in Eukaryota, Metazoa, Chordata, Mammalia, Rodentia, Muridae.